UGUCCUUAUGAUGAACUUCAAUCAAGGUUUCAGCAGUAUGCCCCAGAGCCACUGCCACUCUCUCAGUAACGUCUACAGUGUCGCUCCACUCUCUGCCAUCGUGCAUGGGUCUAAUCUCAGAAGUUUUGAGGAUGGAUUGUUUUUACCCAGCAGCUGCCAUGGGAGGACUUGGUUCCUAGACAACUUUCAAGAAAGCUGCAGUGAAACUACCAGCUUCAGAGUGCCCAGCUGUGAGCAAGAACUGUGCACAAAAGAGAGCUGUGUGCAAAGUGCCUGCCUCCCCAGAGUGGUCCAAAUGACUUGCUUUAAUUCCAAGCCCUAUGAAAGGACAGCAUGCCAAUCAGGAAGAUCCUCAGCAGUGUUGGAGCAUGUUUCCCAGCCUUGCCCAUCAGGGAGCCGCCAGCAAAUGGGUUUUAUAGACCAGAGCUGCCAACUUGAAAGUUAUGUGGCAAAGAGUUGUCCACCCAAAACCUUUGUGUCCCAGAGUUGCCAAAUUCUGGAAUGUGAAUCUAGCCAAUGCCGACUUCAGAGCCCUGAGCCCAGAGUCUGUAGGCCUCUGGUCUAUGUCCCUCCCAGGCCACAACUCUUGGAAUCUUCUUACACUUAUGAACCAACCUGCUGUGUUACUGGUGGCUUGUAUUUGCCUAGUAAGUGAAGAAUCUGUAAAACAUGUAGGGAAGAUAACAUAUUCUAAUUUAGAGAAAUUGAUUCUUGAGAU
Molecule: messenger RNA, 718 nt
Organism: Manis javanica (Malayan pangolin)
Lineage: Eukaryota; Metazoa; Chordata; Mammalia; Pholidota; Manidae
Gene: KRTAP27-1
Product: keratin associated protein 27-1
Cellular component (GO): keratin filament
Molecular function (GO): structural molecule activity
Source: RefSeq, a predicted model, not a curated record